AUGGGCGCCUUCGAUAAUCUGUUGUUGACCCUCGACGAGGGCAUCUCGGAUUUCUUUGCACAAUGGAACAUCUACAGCACCAUCAUUGUCACUGCCUUCAUCGGCUUCAUUACCUACCAGCUCUCUACACGAACGGACCCCGAUACCCAUCCCAUGCUCCUUGUCCGACAGGCUCAAGGCUCCCCCGUUCGACAGCCUGGUCAGUCUCCCGUAUACCGCGCCCAGUCUGCCCCUCAUGGUAUGCCUCUUCAGACCGGUCUGAACGUCAAGGAUCCCGGUGCCUCGCGCUGGGCAAGAGGGCGCGAUGGUGAUCUCCGCGAUAUCUGGAGGCAAGCUGUGGCCGGUGUCCAGGAGGACGGCCCGAACAAGGGCGCCAAGGGCAAGAUCCUCAGCGUUUUAGCACUCGAGCAGGGCGGCAGCCGUGUGGCCAUCUACAUUCCCAACUCGGUCGAGCUACUUGCGGCCCUCUUUGCCUGCGCCUUUUACAACCUCACGGCCGUCGUUCUUCCCUUCGAUCAACCGGAAGAAGAUGUUAUCUCAGUGUUGCGCCGGUCUGGUGCUGACACUGUCAUCACUGCCCCCGGCUGUUUCCCUUUCGACCUCGUUGCUAAGCACUACCCGUCUCUCCGUCAGCUGAUUUGGAUCGUCGAAGAAGGCAGCAGGCACAUGGACUGGAAUGAAGUUCCCGAGGGCACCGGCAGUAGCGUCAAUGUUUCCACCUGGCAUGAGAUCAUCGGCGACAGCCCCGCCGCCGCUGGCCGUGAGCUUCCCCCGCUUGAAGGCCAAAAGGAGCCCAGCGAUGUCAUCCUCUUCUGGCAGUACAAGUCUGGCAUUCCCUCGGAAAUGGUUACCUUCACAGCCGGUAACUUCGCCUCAGCCAUCGCUUCCCAGCUCUUCGCCAUCCCGACCUCCCAGAAAAUGGGGCCAUCCGAUCUCUUCCUCCCCGCCGACUCUCUCGCCAACAGCCACACCCUCGUCCUGACCCUGGCCGCGCUUUUCUCCAACGCCUCUGUCGCCCUGAACUCUGUCGGAACCCAAGCCUAUGACCUCGCCGCCGCGACCCGCGGCAUUUCGCCCACCAUCCUCGUCGCCACGCCCGCAGCUCUUGUCAAGACGCACCAGGAGACCGCCACCAACUUCUCGCUCAUCGCCCGCAAUCUCCACUGGCUGCAGACCCGCCACCUGACCCAGUACGGCGUCAUGCCCACCGCCUCGCUCCUCUCGUCUUACUACGACAGCCUUCGCCCUUCUAUUGGCACCAAGCCCGGCAAGCUUCGCUUGAUCCUGACCGCUGAGCGCGUGCUGUCGGAUCUCAGGGCUUACACUGGUGCACGCAUCAUCUAUGCGCUGACGGCUGCCAAGGUGGCGGGCGCGGUGGCACAGACGCUGUUCUAUGAUUACCGAGUGUUUGAGGAUAAGUGCUCGCACUUUGGACCGCCAUUGAGCAGCACCGAGGUGUUUUUCAAGGAUAUGGGAGAGUAUAAGACUACCGAUGGCGUCAGUAGGGGAGAGAUUGUUGUUAAGGGACCUUCUGUCUCUGGCGGCGAGACAGCGCUGGGCGUGGCUGGUUAUAUGAGGGAUGAUAACACAUUGGCGUAUGCGUAA
Sordaria macrospora k-hell is the source of this 1605-nucleotide messenger RNA. NCBI's taxonomy places the organism in Eukaryota, Fungi, Ascomycota, Sordariomycetes, Sordariales, Sordariaceae. The record is from RefSeq and is a predicted model, not a curated record.